AACGAUGAAACGUUUUCUUCUAGUUGUGAAUAUCCUGGCAUUAGCUGUGCCUUUUUUGGCUGCAGAGGUGCCAAACCAGGAACAAUCAGCAUGCUGUGAAAAUGAUGAAAGACUGUUUAAUCAAAAAAAAGUCCUAUAUAUUCUAAGUCAUCCUGUGCUGAACAACUAUCUUCAUAAUGCACGAAAUUACUACCAAAAUAGAGCAGUUGUACCAAUUAACAAUCCAUAUAAAUGUGACCCAUAUUAUGCACAAUCAUUUGUAUUUAGACCACAAGCCCCAAUUCCCCAGUGGUCAGUCCUGACAAAUGCCCACCAGUUUACUAUGCUACAUCGCCCCACCAAAUAUCCAUCAUUCAUGGUCAUUCCUGCAAGGAAAAUUCCAGAAGAAGCCGCUAUACCUACUACUGACACCAUGGCUACUCUGGAGCCUACCCCAGUUCCUGUCGCAGAGCCUGCAACAAACACUGCAGACUUCUCAGGAGCAUCCGCAAAGUUUGUCCACACCCCUGAGACGUCUACGGUCCCAGCUACUUCACCCAUGGCAUAAAAACAGUAAGGAAACAUCAAAA
This is a messenger RNA of Heterocephalus glaber (naked mole-rat), 569 nucleotides long. The record is from RefSeq and is a predicted model, not a curated record. Lineage: Eukaryota; Metazoa; Chordata; Mammalia; Rodentia; Bathyergidae.